Molecule: messenger RNA, 7445 nt
Organism: Oncorhynchus mykiss (rainbow trout)
Lineage: Eukaryota; Metazoa; Chordata; Actinopteri; Salmoniformes; Salmonidae
Product: ubiquitin carboxyl-terminal hydrolase 43
Biological process (GO): protein deubiquitination
Molecular function (GO): cysteine-type deubiquitinase activity
Source: RefSeq, a predicted model, not a curated record
AUACACGCCUCUUUCGAGACGAAGUUCGAAGCGAUGGGUAAGUGCGUGUGUACAUGCCCGUAAAGGCUGCAAGUAGGAGGCAAGAAAAGGCGAGGGUAAUGUUGAACAUCGAUGGAGCUCAUGUAAUUUGGUCAACAAGUAUUAAGGGUUUCAGUAAGUGAUGAAAUGUUUGACGUUUACCGGCUGCACGGAGUCGAUAUGUGUUGAUGUGCCAUGGCUCCGCGAUGGUUUCACCUCUGUGCGCUGGUGUUCUGUCCUCCUCACGGUAUCCGGAUGGGAAAUCUCUGCAGAAAAGUGGCACACUGGCCUCGAAAUUAAUUCCAGAAUUCUCCAACAUCGGCAAAGUAUUAUAAAGAUAUGGAUAAACACUGCAGAGUGAAGGAUGAAGCCACGUCAAAGGCAGCAACGCGCAAGGAAAACAAACAGAAACAUGGGCGGCUUUUUCGAAAGAAAUCAUUGAAGUCGGUGGGGAGUUUUGUAAAUAAAAUUAUCAAAACUUUGGGCACUUUUACCCACUUUGGAGAUGUUGCAGUUCAGGGCGCAGAGGAUGACGAUGGAGGGUUUCGUGACGGGACACCUUGUAACAUCAGUACCAACUCAGAAAAUAUCAAAGAGGAUGUCCAGGUCGCCGGGGAUGAUUCUGUUAAAAAUAAUUCGAUAGCUUCUUCCCGUUGCUCGGUGAAAGAGAGGGUUUUAUGGUGCUAUGGUGGCAAAAUUCCAGGUGUUCUAGGCUUGAAAAAUCAUGGGAACACCUGUUUCAUGAACGCCGUGGUCCAGUGCUUGAGCAACACUGACCUGCUCGCAGAGUAUCUCGGGUUGGAGCGGUACAAAUUGGAUUUGAGUCGAAGGAGAAUUAAUGGGAUUGUUAAAAGUGAAGACACGCAGCAUGCCAGAGGUGAAGUCACUGAGCAGUUGGCAUCACUUGUUAGGGCACUCUGGACUCUGGAAUACAUCCCUCAACUGUCAGUGGAAUUCAAGAGUAUAGUAUCCAAGUAUGGAUCCCAAUUCCGAGGAAACUCACAACAUGACGCCCUGGAGUUCCUGCUUUGGCUUCUGGACCGAGUUCACGAGGAUGUCAACUUGUCCUCCUGCAGCAACAACAAUAACAAGACCAAAGCCCCAGGGAAGGGCCCUGGUAUAUCAGAGGAGGCGAUGGUCACUGAGCCUCCCCACUCGCAGCAGCCCGGGGCAUGCCACAGCUUUGUACAGGAACACUUCCAGGCACAAUACAAGUCAUCGCUGACCUGCCCUCAUUGUCAUAAACAGAGCAACACCUUUGACCCUUUCCUCUGCAUUUCACUUCCCAUCCCUCUGCGCCACACCAGGUCUUUGUGUGUUACUCUGGUCUUCAGUACGAAGGGCCAGAGAUACCUGCGCAUCGGGCUGGCUGUGCCUCUCUUUGGUUCGCUGGCCUUUCUUAGAAGGAUGUUGGCGGAUGAGGGGAAGAUCUCCCCAGACCAGGUGAUCCUGACAGAGAUCUACACCACAGGCUUUCAGCGCUCCUUCUUUGAUGAGGAGGAUCUGACGUGCAUAGCCGAGACUGACAUCAUCUAUGCCUUCCAGGCCCCGCCCCUAUACAUCAGAGGAGGCUCUGCACUACUCUCAGGGUACCACCACAGCCUGCCGUCGUCGCCGUACUCCUCCGGGCCCGAAGGUCAAAGGUUACCUCCAUCCGGAACUUUGUCAUCAGAGUUCCUGAACCAUGGUGUGCCGGUGAAGAUCCUGUUGCUGGUGUGCAACGCCGCCUGGAAUGCCCAGCAGGCUGUCAGGUUUGGACCUCCGUUCCUGAUGAGGGAGGACCGCUCCACCUCCUGGGACCAGCUGCAGCAGAGCAUCCUCAGCAAGCUCUACUACCUGAUGAUCAACGGAGCACAGGCCCAGAAUGCCAGAGUGCUGUUUAAGAUCCGUGUGGUGGGAGGAUCAGCGUCCUACAGCUACCUCUCCCCCCAGGAUGGACGGCCGCUCUACCACCCAGCAGUGAACAGAGCUCUUAAUCUCUGUGGCUCAGGAGGACCGCCCCAUGUGAAGCUCAUCAUCGAGUGGGAACACAGAAUCAAAGACUGCCUGUUUGGGAACAUCCAGGAGGAGGUGGUGAAGGAUGCUGAGAGUGUGAGAGGCCAGCAUCAGCAGCACGUCCAGCAGCACAGUUGUACCCUGGACGAGUGCUUUCAGCUCUACACUAAAGAGGAACAGCUGGCCCCAGACGAUGCAUGGAAAUGUCCCCACUGUAAGCAGCUGCAGCAGGGCAUGGUGAAGAUGAGCCUGUGGACGCUGCCUGACAUCCUCAUCCUCCACCUCAAGCGCUUCCGGCAGGUGGGCGAGCGCCGCAACAAGCUGGCCACGCUGGUGCGCUUCCCCCUAGACGGCCUAGACAUGGCGCCCCAUGUGGUGAAGAGGAGUCAGAGCACCCGGCUGCCCCCCCACUGUCCUCUGCCCCCCCACGGCCCUCUGCUCCCUGGCCCCCUGCUCCCUGGCCCCCUGCACCCGGCCUGGAAACAGCCCUGCCCACCCGACGUGGCCCCUCCAGACUUCCUAUAUGACCUCUAUGCCGUAUGUAACCACCACGGAGGCAUGCACGGGGGACAUUACACAGCGUUCUGCAGGAACUCAUUGGACGCCCAGUGGUAUGGGUAUGAUGACAGCAGUGCAGAGCCAGUCACAGAGGGGGAGGUGUGCACACGGGGAGCCUACAUCCUCUUCUACCAGAGACGCAACACCAUCCCUCCAUGGUCAGCCAGCUCCUCUCUCAGAGGCUCCACCAGCUCCUCCACGUCAGACCACUGGCUGAUCCGUCUGACGCGGGACAGUAAGAGGGACAGCCUGUUCUCUGGGGGGUCCACCUCUGGCCCUCCUGGCCCCACACCAACCCUUGAAUCCCCAGAGCUCCCUGUGUUCGAGGACGAGCAUCUCAAAACAGAGACAGAUGGGUUUGAGAAUAAGCCAUUUGUCCGAGGCACUCAGGGCAGGAGCGUGAGCAUGAGGUCACCCACUAAGACCAAGGACACCCUGAGCAAAGUACUGCCCCUGCGCUGGUCCUUUGGUUCCAAGGACCGCCCCAAACCCUCCGCCCCCAGGCGAGGGGAGCUGGUGGAGUACCUGGAGUCAGGGCGCAGGCCGCGGUGCACCAAGGACCCCAUCAUCACCCUAGUGGCCACCCCGCCCCAGGGCGGGCACAGGGACCUGGGCAGCUCCCCCAGUGUCAGCAGCCUGAGCUGCAUGGACAGGUCCAACUCUGAGGCCUGCGACUCCCCAAGAGUACCAGAGGGCCAGAGCAGGCCUACCGUAGAGAGGAGCUCUAGCCUGGGGCUCAGUAUUAUCACUAAAGCCAAGGAUGACAGCUCACUGGGCCGGAGGUCCUCCAAGAGGUUCAGGCAGGACCAGGGCAGGACCCUGGACCAUCACCCUCAUAGAGGCUCUACUGAUGGGAUCCACAUCAGCCACAGUGCCCCCCCAAGUAGGGACUCCACACUGAAGAGACCCAAGGCCCAAGCAGGGCUGACCUCCAGGGUAGGGGUGCUGCAGGCUGGUCUACAGCCUGAGGAGAGGAAGGGGAUGAGGGGUCAGGAGGUAAGGAGCCACGACAGCCUCUUGUCCUUUUUCAAAUCAGGCUUCCUGAAGAAAGACACUCAGAGUACACCUAGCAAGGGGGAGGUGGUCCGGGUAAAUGGCCACGGACGAACCAGCAAGGGGGAGGAAGUCCGGGCCAAUGGCCAUGGACGAACCAGCAAGGUGGCAAACGGUAGUUUGUCUAAACUCUCCCUCUCCAAUGGGACCCUGAACGGUGUAGCGCUGGAGGAAAAGAGGGCCAACAGCGCCUCUAGAAGUGACUGCCGUCACAGCAAAGGGCAGCUUGUCAACGGGAGGGCAGGGAGUCACAGCUCUGCUGCUGACAUCAAGCGUGCCCACAGCUCCAGUAACAUCCAGACCAAAUUGGACUUGACCCUGCGCAGGUGUGCCUCUCUGCAGAGGAAUGGGCAGGUAGCUCCCCCGGCCCCCCGCAGCAGCCUGGCCACAGACAAGCCCAGCUAUGCCGCCCUGCAGCGGGCACGCUACAGCACCACCUCCCUGGGCAGGCAGCAGAGACCCGUCCCCGAGUCCUGCUUCUGACUCCCUCCGCACCACUAGGCUAAUUGGCUGCUGCCACAGUAGUAGAGUUACCUGGCCUGUGUGUCUCUUUAUUUAGAGUUUCUGCCAAUGCUACUGUCAGGGUUAGCAUGUUAGUGUGAGCUGAGCAGUCUGGCCACCACUGCUAGAGCAGAGGAAUAGUCACGGUGUUACUAUAAGACAGGUUCUUAGGGGAGGCUUUGCCAACAGCUGAAAUCAGUAAUGCAGUGCGUAACAGUUAACUGUCUGUCAUAGUCUUCUGUUUAAUGUAAGUGCCUCUGUGACAGUUCAGAAUGAUUGUUUGUUGAACACUGGAACCACGCUAUUGAUUGACACACAUCACAUCCAGACGGUCACCAGGUCUCUGUAGUAUAGCCAGCAGAGCUGUUGUUUCUGAAGGGCAUCAUGUACCCUCUGUUAACACUGAUGUUUAUUGACGUAUUGUCUUUGUGUGUACAUGAAUCUAUGCAGACUGUGUACAAUGGAGAGGUACAACUGCUGUAUUGUGAUCAUAUUUAUUCCACAAACAUGUCAAGCAUCGUUCUUGGUUGUAUGCUGUCCUUGAUUUUCUAUUGAUGUAGCCAUGGAGGAACAUCCUGCACAGAAAGAUUCAGUUAAAUGAUUGUCUGUCUGUGCUUCCACUGCAAACUGUUUGCUGGGACCUCAUACACUUAUGUUAUUGCUAAUAUUCAUCAUGUAUCAUCUUCUGUCAGUGGCAACUGGCAACUGAAAGAAAUAAGUACUGUAAUAACCUGGUUGUUACACACCUGUUACUGACUACCGUACGGUAACGACGGUGUGUGAUUAGAGGAGAAGUAAGGGUAGAGGAAUGAAAUGGUGAUUUAUGUUCGUAACUAACAUGAUUGAAAUACUGGGUUGAAAAGAGGGUAGUUUGCACACCAUGUACUCCAGCACAGUGAUGGUCCUGUAUACUCCACAAUAGAUUUAAUGGAUCUUGAACCAAAGUUUGUGUCAAUCAGAACAUUCAUCAGGACCCUGAAAAAGGUCUAGAUAAUCUAGUUUAAGAUUCAUUGUGGAGCAUACAAGAAUACCUGACCUUACCGGACUUACCGGACUUACCUUACCGGACUUUCUAUUUUAAAUCUAAAUGGAAAAUAAUUAUCAAAAAGAGCCACUUGAGAGUUUUGUACAUUGACUUGUGUGAACUUAGAUGGGUGCUAUUAUGUGAUGGUGAACUGUUGUGGAACCUCCUCACACCAGUGGUUUAGGUCAGCCCCUUAUAGAGCACCAGGGACAGACUGACAGCCCAUUUCAAGGCUUUUAAUGUCACUCCCUGUAUCUCCCCACUGCUGAGCUCCAGAGAAAGUUACUGCCUGUGUUUCACAAUAACUCACCAGGGGGGAUUAAACCGGCUUCCCUGUUGCCAUGGCAAACUCCCUUAAAGAUACCAACUGUGAAGGUGCUGCUGGCUGUUGUCCUCUGUAGAGGGGCAGGGAUUUCUUGAUUUUCAUUCAUUUUCAACCCAAAACAUCUCUUGACUUAGCUUCCAAUGUACAAUACAUGACGAUCUAUUACAUUACAUGAAGAUCAUUUUGUAUAGAGUGCUGUAAUGCAUUUUAAUUGUCAGCCAUAGGGUACAUGCCAAUUCAGAUAUAUGCACAUUCUGUGUAUGUUCUAGUCAGUGCAGAUUUCCCAGCAACAAUGGAUGGAAACGUAUGAUGUGUGUUUUAUGUUAGGAGGGUGUAGAGCACAUGUGUUUGAGCUUUCAUCAACUGUAUAUGAACAUAUGUAGAAGUAAUAUUACCAACACAAUGGCAUACAGUGCUUCUGUAAAGGGAAAAAUACUAUCAGAGUUAAUGUAUUUAUCUAUUAGAUUUCUGAGUUACUUAAUUACUUAGGCCCAUCGCCCCAUGAGAAGCAUAGGCCAUCAACUGGCCAUCAACUGAGUUGACUUCAUGUAUCUGAAAUUAUCUAGAAUUUAAUCCCAAUGAAAUGAUACAAUAAUUUACUAUUCUCCUAAACUAUAAUGUUAAUGUGUAGGACAUAUGAUUGUGUUAGCAGACAUACAGUAGUAGCUAUGCAAUAUACUGGACCAUAUGGGAUGCCCCAUAUGCAUCAUCAUAACUUCUUCUAAUGGGGAUUGGUUGAUGACACUACACCAUCAACCAUCAUGACAAAUUGGUUGAUGACACUACACCAUCAACCAUCAUGACAAAUUGGUUGAUGACACUACACCAUCAACCAUCAUGACAAAUUGGUUGAUGACACUACACCAUCAACAUUGUCUGAUGACACUACACCAUCAACAUUGUCUGAUGACACUACACCAUCAACAUUGUCUGAUGACACUACACCAUCAACAUUGUCUGAUGACACUACACCAUCAACAUAGGCUGAUGACACUACACCAUCAACAUUGUCUGAUGACACUACACCAUCAACAUUGUCUGAUGACACUACACCAUCAACAUUGUCUGAUGACACUACACCAUCAACAUAGGCUGAUGACACCACACCAUCAACAUAGGCUGAUGACACCACACCAUCAACAUAGGCUGAUGACACUACACCAUCAACAUAGGCUGAUGACACUACACCAUCAACAUUGUCUGAUGACACUACACCAUCAACAUUGUCUGAUGACACUACACCAUCAACAUAGGCUGAUGACACUACACCAUCAACAUAGGCUGAUGACACUACACCAUCAACAUAGGCUGAUGACACUACACCAUCAACAUAGGCUGAUGACACUACACCAUCAACAUAGGCUGAUGACACUACACCAUCAACAUAGGCUGAUGACACUACACUAUCAACAUUGUCUGAUGACACUACACCAUCAACAUAGGCUGAUGACACUACACUAUCAACAUAGGCUGAUGACACUACACCAUCAACAUUGUCUGAUGACACUACACCAUCAACAUUGUCUGAUGACACUACACCAUCAACAUAGGCUGAUGACACUACACCAUCAACAUAGGCUGAUGACACUACACCAUCAACAUAGGCUGAUGACACUACACCAUCAACAUUGUCUGAUGACACUACACCAUCAACAUUGUCUGAUGACACUACACCAUCAACAUAGGCUGAUGACACUACACCAUCAACAUAGGCUGAUGACACUACACCAUCAACAUUGUCUGAUGACACUACACCAUCAACAUUGUCUGAUGACACUACACCAUCAACAUAGGCUGAUGACACUACACCAUCAACAUAGGCUGAUGACACUACACCAUCAACAUAGGCUGAUGACACUACACCAUCAACAUUGUCUGAUGACACUACACCAUCAACAUUGUCUGAUGACACUACACCAUCAACAUUGUCUGAUGACACUACACCAUCAACAUAGGCUGAUGACACUACAC